AUGGCCAGGAUACUCGUCCUCCCUGUUGAGUUGCGCAUCUCCAUUUUGCAAGAGUUAUCCGAUAUCGGGGAUCUUUCCGCGGCAGUUUCUAGCCAUCGUCUCCUGGCCGAGGCGCUGCACGAAUCCCCUACCAUUGUUGGCCAUGUCCUGGGAAACGAAAUUGAUCCUCGACUUUGGCCGGUCGCGAUGACAAUAUGGCAAAUGCGGACACGUAGAAAAGAUACUAAGGUUUACGACCAACGAGACGCGUCCUCGAUCCUUGAGGAAUGCCAAAGCACUACUCCCCAAGAAGCAUGGAAAUAUCUGAACACUGUGGAUCUGGCCGAGGCGCACAAAUACUUCCACCAACUACAUCGCGCUAUUGACAAGUUUACGGCCGACUUCAUAUCUAUCGCCCUUGACUUCCUAGCUGUCGACGGAGUGCUACACCACUCUCCGCCGGCACCGUCAUCUACUGAAGUCUAUCGUGUCCAACGCGCUUUCUAUUUCUUUGAAUUCUUCUGCUGUGUCUGGGAUGACGGUCCGUAUAUCGCGGACUGGGAUCGGCAGUGGUCAAUGCCGUUAGACGUUGGAUUUGACCCUUGGGUAAACGAGCAACUCGCCUCGGUGUAUGAGUAUUUAUUGAGACAACUCACUAUCGGUAACUAUGCUUCUCUAUAG
This is a messenger RNA of Penicillium daleae, 660 nucleotides long. RefSeq lists its product as uncharacterized. The transcript has a single exon. NCBI's taxonomy places the organism in Eukaryota, Fungi, Ascomycota, Eurotiomycetes, Eurotiales, Aspergillaceae. The coding region runs from base 1 to 660 and encodes 219 amino acids. The record is from RefSeq and is a predicted model, not a curated record.